UUCUUUCUUUCUUUCUUUCUUUCUUUCUUUCUUUCUUUCUUUCUUUCUUUCUUUCUUUCCCCUUGCCGUCCAUCUUAGAAUCAAGGCCAUGUAUUGCUUCCCAGGCAGAAGAAUGGUAAGGGCUAAGCAAUGGGAGUUAAGGGACUUGCCCAGUAUCUCACAGCAAGCAUUUGGGAUUUUCUUGGUAAAGAUACUGGAGUAGUUUGCCAUUUCCUUCUCCAGUUCAUUUUACAAAUGAGAAAACUGAGGCCAACAGGUUGAAGUGACUUGUCCAGGGUCACACAGCUAAUAAGUAUCUGAGGCUACAUCUGAGUUGGGAUGACCUGGGUUCAAAUCUGUCUACAGACACUUCCCAGUUGUAUGACCUCCAUUACCUAGUCCUUGCCUUAGAAUUGGUAUUUAGUAUCAAAUCUGAAAUGGAGGGUAAGGUGUUUUUUUGUUUGUUUGUUUUUUUAAAGGAAUUGAGAAUGUUUAGACUGGAGAAACCUGCUCUGAGGGCAGGGGGAUAUGAGAGCUGUCUUCAAACAUCUCAAGGAUUAUAAUGUGGAAACGAGAUUAGAUUGCUCUUGUGAUAGCAGAAAGUAGAACCAGAGGCAAUGGGCACAAGUUCUAAAGAAAAAAAUCUGGGUUUGCAUUGGAGGGUUAGAAGUGAACAAUUCUAGAGCUGUCCAAAGUAGAAUGGAUGCUUUGGGAGAUAGUGGGCUUCCCUUCCUUGGAGAUCUCCAAGCAGAAGCUAGAGACCAUUAGUCUGGUCCCUUAUAGUAGGGACUCUUUCCCGUACCUGUCAGACACGUCAGGGUGAGCAUCCUUUCCUGCACUGUCUCUUCCAACUCUCUAAAUCGGAGUCUGUAAUUCUGAGUUUAAAUUUAUGUCUAUCAAAUUUCAUCAUUGUUUUUUGCCAGGAACAUGUUCCUUCUCUGCCUUCUUGGCUGUCAGAUCCUAUUUGUUUUUGUUACAGCCUUGGAUAAAACACUAAUGGGCCUUUAAUUGAAAUAUUUAUCCUGCCCCUUCUUAUCAUUGGGCAGCGAGGUCACUAAAUGCUGGCAUAGAUGCCAGGGCACUGAAAGCAGCCAGGCUGAGGCAGCAGAAGAGAGUCCAGGUGGGAGGUGGCCUUGUCUACGAGUUCUGGGGGAAGAGUGGUCUCCUUGGCUAGUCCUCAUUCAAAGUUUAGGGGGUGGCGUGGAGCUGUACUUGGCAAAAUCCACCAAAGCCGCCAUUUUCUUUUGGGCUACAAGGGAGCUGUCUGCUCUUGGCCCUGAGUGAAUUGUCACAAACAGAGCUAGCCCUGAACUUUAAAUUAAACCCUACCAAGUUUUAAUAUAGAGAUUCUAAUAUUUCUCCUCCAUCCAAUUUGGGACUGUGCUGAUUCCUCUCAUUUUUCCCCUUGUGUUGCAUUUUUAACCCUUAUUUUCUGUCUUGGAACCAGUAUUGGAUUGGGUGCUCCAGUUCCUUGGACCCUGGAUACACUUAUGGUUAAGGGACUGGGCAAAUUUGGGGAGUUCAUUAUCUUCCAUUGGAAUGGGGGGUCAAGGGAGUGUAGAAAGGAGCACAAAGGGAAAGACCCAGUCCCUGAAUGCCAAGGUUUCCUGGGUCAGCUCAGAAGGGAGUUGGUAUGCUUCGAAGCUAUGCUGAUCAUGGAGGACAAAAAAAAAAAUCCAGGGCUGGAUCUUGGGUAUAUGGCGGACAGUGGGCCAGAAAGGGUCAGAGGAAGAUGGACUUAAGAGACCCCAACCACACUCAAGCUCCUGGACACAACUGGCAUGAGACAGGAUGAGCCUUUGGGCAUAACUUGCUGACAGACUCAGGGCAACUUGCUGAUGUCUUUUGGGGAGAAAUUGGCCCUAAUACUCAGUAAAUGACAUUAAGAUUGAAGAAGAGAGAGUCAUCACUUCCAGGGAAUGGAUAGAGAAAUGGAAACCUGGAAGACACCAUCUAUAUUUUGCCAGAUGUUGGUGUGGGGAGGGAAAGGAGAAGCUGAGCCAAUAAAUAAAAACAUCAAAUAAAAAAAGAGGGGGCAGUUGGCAGCUCAGUGGACAGGGUACCAGGAGGGAAGAUAGGAGGCCCUGGGUUCAAAUCCAACCUCAAACACUUCCUAGCUGUGUGACCCCUGGGCAAAUCACUUAACUCAAGUUGCCUAGUCCUCACUGCUCUUCUGCCUUGGAACCGAUACUUAGUAAUUCUAAUAUUUAUAUUAAUAUAUGUAACAUAAUAAUACAAUAAGUAGAUCCUAAGACAAAGGUAAGGGUUUAAAAAAAAGGAAGAGCUCCUGAGGUCCUUUCCAGCUCCGGAUCAAUGCUCCUCUGUUCUCUCUGGUUGUUCCUUAUAUGAGAAUCUUGUUUCCUCAGGGCAGGACUGAGCUGCAAGGACCUCCUGGUCACUCUGAACCCUUCUCUCUUUUCGGGCAUAUGUGACCUCCUUGUUGUCCUCGCUUUGGAAUUGGUGUCAGAGUCUCAGGGGAUAUGUGUGUGUCUGUGUGUGUGUGUGUGUGUGUGUGUGUCCUACAAGCUGGCUCUUCGGUGACAAGAUUUGCCUGUGAGCAGCAGAUUUUUUAUCCCAAGAAUAUCUUCCCCAACCAUCUCCCUCCAAGGCGAUGCCAAUAUCGAGUGUCACAGAAUCCUGGCCAUCUGAGGCUGUGCUCUAAUAUUAAAUCGAUUGUAUAUUAUUAUACAUAUCACGUAAAUAUUAAUAUACUUUCAUAUUAAAGUUCUCAUGACUCCAGGACAUAGCCAAAGAGAGGAUCCAAAAAUACGCCGUCAGGAAGGGAACCCAGAGAGAAAACGGUGAACCGCUUUCAUUUCGAUCUUUGUAUCCUUUCCAGCUGGCACAUCUUUUACAAAGUAGUUGCUAAAUAUGUAUUUGUUUGCUACGUUAAAAUACCAGGAAUCUUCCUCUGGCCAUCCCAGCUCUCCCCUCCUCGCCCCAUCAGAGACAAAAAGAUGUCUGUAUGCAUCAAACUGGGCUUUACUUAUUUCUACCUCUCCAUUCUUUCUCUGCAGGUGGAUGUACACAAGCCAUUCUUCAGACACUAUUUCUAUAGUGAGAGAAAUUCAGGCAGUGCUAAAGCCAGGCUCUGGAAUGAGACAGGGAACUGCAGAAUGGCCAAUGCAGAAGAGAAGCUAAUGAACUUUCUUCUAAACAAGACUAGGUAUAAUAAUUUAAUUCGUCCAGCUGCCAACUCUUCCCAAUUGGUCUCUAUCUCGCUGCAAGUGAUCCUGGCCCAGCUCAUAAGUGUGAAUGAACGGGAGCAGAUUAUGACCACCAAUAUCUGGCUGAAACAGGAGUGGACGGACUACCGCCUGGCUUGGAACUCAUCCCAGUACGAAGGAGUGAACAUUCUCAGGAUCCCUUCAAAGCGCAUCUGGCUACCAGACAUUGUGCUUUAUAACAAUGCUGAUGGCACCUAUGAAGUAUCUGUGUAUACCAAUGCUGUGGUGUCCUCCAAUGGCAGCAUUUUCUGGUUGCCCCCAGCCAUCUACAAGAGUGCCUGCAAGAUUGAAGUGAAACAUUUCCCCUUUGACCAGCAGAACUGUACACUCAAAUUCCGAUCCUGGACUUAUGACCACACCGAAAUUGACAUGGUCCUCAAGACGCCCACUGCCAGCAUGGAUGACUUCACUCCCAGUGGAGAAUGGGACAUCAUUGAGCUUCCAGGGCGGAGGACAGUCAACCCCUUGGACCCUAGCUAUGUGGAUGUGACUUAUGAUUUUAUCAUCAAAAGGAAGCCUCUUUUUUAUACCAUUAAUCUCAUCAUUCCCUGUGUGCUUAUCACAUCCCUCGCUAUUUUGGUGUUCUACCUUCCUUCAGACUGUGGGGAGAAGAUGACACUGUGUAUCUCAGUCCUGCUAGCCCUAACUGUCUUCCUCUUAUUGAUUUCCAAAAUUGUCCCCCCGACCUCCUUGGAUGUCCCCCUCAUUGGCAAAUACCUCAUGUUCACUAUGGUGUUAGUGACAUUCUCCAUUGUGACCAGUGUAUGUGUCCUCAAUGUGCACCACCGUUCACCUAGCACCCACACCAUGGCUCCCUGGGUUAAGGUACUUUUUCUCGAGAGGCUGCCCACUUUCUUGUUCAUGAAACGUCCAGUAAAUAACCCCACCAGGUCCCAGAUUGACCAGCGCCGGAGGAACAAGUCCGAAUCCCUCCACAAUGCCAGCACGGGCAACCUCUACAAGAAUUCCAUGUACUUUGUGAAUCCCACCUCAGCCCCAAGGGCAGCAGGUGGUACUGACAGCUCGGGGGGUCAGAAGGAUUUACGCUUAAGGUCCUUUAAGAGGUAUCAGCCAGAAGUGCAAGAAGCCAUCGAUGGUGUGAGCUUCAUAGCGGAUCACAUGAAAAGCGAUGACAGUGACCAGUGUGUCAUUGAAGACUGGAAAUAUGUGGCCAUGGUAGUGGACAGACUCUUUCUCUGGAUAUUUAUCUGUGUCUGUGUCCUGGGGACUGCUGGCUUAUUCCUGCCUCCUCUCUUUCAAAACUACUCUCCACCCUAGAACCCUUUACCAUUCCCCUACCUACUCUUCCCCCUGCAGACCAUGUCCAUCUAAAGGAGCUUUGUCCAGAAAAGGUGGGGUUCUUAGAAGGUUAUGUCAUCUCUAUUUUUUUUUCAGGAAGAGAGGAGAGAGAGAGAGAGAGAGAGAGAGAGAGAGAGAGAGAGAGAGAGAGAGAGAGAGAGAGAGAGAGAGGGAGGGAGGGAGGGAGGGAGGGAGAGAGAGAGGGAGGGAGAGAGAAAGAGAGAGAGAGGAAAGAGAGAGAGAAAGACAAAGAUAGAGGAGAGAGAGAGACAGAGAGGGAGAGAGAGAGAAGAGACAGAAAGAGAAAA
Molecule: messenger RNA, 4813 nt
Organism: Monodelphis domestica (gray short-tailed opossum)
Lineage: Eukaryota; Metazoa; Chordata; Mammalia; Didelphimorphia; Didelphidae
Source: RefSeq, a predicted model, not a curated record